CAAACAAACACGCACUCUCUCUUUCUCUCUCUCUCUCUCUCUCUCUCUAAUCCAAAGUUAUCUGACUAUCUAUCUAACCUCACGCAGACACAGUUGCAUUGUCAUCACAUGGGUUGUGUUGGUAUUUGAAACCCCCUUUCACCUCUCUGCCAACUGCCAAAAGCACAAUUAAAUAUAUAUAACCUAUCCAUCUAUAUCACUCUUCUCUAUAACAUGACUUUCGGUGCUGCUUUUGGUCUCCUUCUGUAGUUGUUCCUUCUCUUUCUCUGUACUCUGUACUCAUUCUCUCUGUAGAAAACCCAUUUAUUUUUUCCUUUGAUUUCUCUCAUAUUUUGCUUUGUGGGGUUUUGUCCUUUUUAGGAGAAUCUUUGGACUGAGAUUGUUAUUUUCAAGCAAGAAUUGUCUGGGUAAUGCUUUCUGAAUAUAUAUGGCCUAAGUUGGCAUUUCAUGGGAGGUAUAGAGGACAAUGAACCGCCAUUGAAACGUGCAAAGGUUCCCUUGGGAGAAUCAAAGAGCUUGUCAAAAGACUCAUCUCUUACACAGCCUGUAGCUUGCUCUUUGGGAGACUCGAUGGCUAGGCCUCUACCCUCCCAAGGAGAUAAAGAAACAGUUGGUUCAAAAGGAGUCAUCAAAAGAUCAGAAUUCAUCAAAAUUAUAACUAGGGCAUUGUAUUCACUUGGAUACGAUAAGAGUGGGGCCCUUUUAGAGGAAGAGUCGGGUAUACCAUUACACUCAUCAGUGGUCAAUUUGCUUAUGCAGCAAGUGAAGGAUGGAAAAUGGAAUGAAUGUGUGGCCACAUUGCAAACAAUUGCGGUUUUGGAUGAAACAACUGUGAAGUCAGCAUCUUUUCUGAUAUUGGAGCAGAAGUUCCUCGAGCUUCUGAAAAUGGAAAAAGUCACUGAUGCUUUAGAUACUCUUAGGAAUGAGAUUGUCCAUCUUCGCAUCAAUUUGAGCCGAGUUCAUGAGCUUGCUGCAUGCAUUGUCUCUCCUUCACAGUGUGUAAUACUUGGGCUUUCUAGUCAAGAUACUGAUGUUGUAAAGUCACGGUCAAAUAUUUUGGAAAAACUAAAGAAGUUGCUUCCUGCAGCAGUCAUGACACCUGAAAAAAGGUUAGAACAUCUAGUUGAACAGGCUCUUGAUGUGCAACGAGAUGCUUGUGUGUUUCACAACACUUUGGAUAGUGAUUUGUCUUUGUACUCGGAUCAUCAGUGCCGGAGAAACCAGAUUCCUUCCCAAACAGUUCAGAUACUGCAAGCACAUACUGAUGAAGUUUGGUUUCUGGAAUUUUCACAUAGUGGGAAAUAUUUAGCUUCAUCAUCAAAAGAUCAAUCAGCAAUUAUAUGGGAGGUUAAAGAGGACGGUCGAGUUUUAUUGAAGCAUAUACUAACUGGUCACCAGAUGCCGGUGUUGAUGGUUUCAUGGGGCCCAGAUGACCACCAGCUCCUCUCAUGUGGAGUGGAGGAGGUCAUCAGACGCUGGGAUGUCACUUCUGGAGAAUGCCUCCAUGUUUAUGAGAAAAGUGGUGUUGGCCUCAUUUCAUGUGGAUGGUUUCCCGAUGGUAGAGGGAUAUUCUCUGGUAUGACUGACAAGAGCAUCUGCAUGUGGGAUUUGGAUGGAAUAGAGCUGGAAUGUUGGAAAGGGCAACGAACGCUUAGGAUAUCAGACAUGGCUGUGACUGAUGAUGGAAAGAGGAUCAUAAGCAUUUGCAAGGAAACCACAAUACUAUUGCUUGACAGGGAGGCAAAAUUUGAGAGACUGAUUGAAGAGGAGGAAGUAAUUACUUCAUUCUCGCUGUCAAAGGACAAUAAGUUCCUACUAGUCAAUCUUAUAAACCAAGAAAUUCAUCUUUGGAGUAUAGAGGGUGAUCUGAAGGUCAUGGCUAAGUACAAAGGUCACAAGCGUGCCCGAUUUGUCAUUAGAUCUUGUUUAGGUGGAUUCGAGGAGGCCUUUAUUGCCAGCGGGAGUGAGGAUUCACAGGUCUAUGUAUGGCACAGAGGUUCUGGGGAGCUCUUGCUGGCACUGCCUGGGCAUUCUGGAGCUGUUAAUUGCGUGAGCUGGAAUCCUGCAAAUCUUCACAUGUUGGCUUCAGCCAGUGAUGAUCGUACCAUUCGAAUAUGGGGAUUAGAUCAGCUCAAUCUGAUGAGACACACAGUUUCGCAGAGCAAUGGCUACUCUAAUGGAAGAAGUUGAAACGAUUUAUUUAUUUAGAUGAUCAGAAAGCAAUGUUCUUUUGAAAACAUUUUUAACAUUUGUGUAAAUCCUCCAAAAUCAUUUGCUUUUUCGUAUGUUCUCGGCAUCUAUAGAAGCAAUAAGCACACUCUAAUAUUGCAUCUGGUAUCUCUGCCAAUUAAGCAAUAUAACUAGACGACUCUCUCUUAUUUCGCCUCA
Messenger RNA from Corylus avellana, 2388 nucleotides. Its product is annotated as transducin family protein / WD-40 repeat family protein. NCBI's taxonomy places the organism in Eukaryota, Viridiplantae, Streptophyta, Magnoliopsida, Fagales, Betulaceae. Gene Ontology annotation, molecular function: protein binding. The record is from RefSeq and is a predicted model, not a curated record.